Messenger RNA from Ostertagia ostertagi, 894 nucleotides. NCBI's taxonomy places the organism in Eukaryota, Metazoa, Nematoda, Chromadorea, Rhabditida, Trichostrongylidae. The record is from the annotation of a GenBank genome assembly.
AUGACCGGGACAGAACGUAAAGUAUUUCAGAAAUACUACCCUCCGGAUUAUGAUCCAACUAAAUUGCCUAGAGCGAAAGGAACCCGAGCUCGACAGUUCGUUCAACGGGUCAUGACUCCAUUCAAUAUGCAAUGUAAUACAUGUCAUGAAUACAUUUACAAAGGAAAGAAGUUCAAUAUGAAAAGAGAGACGGUAGAGGGUGAAGAUUACCUGGGCCUCAGGCUAUUUCGGUUUUAUUUCAAGUGUCCAAAUUGCUUAGCGGAAAUCACGUUCAAAACAGACUUGGAGAACUGUGAUUAUCAGAAUGAACAUGGUGCUACUCGAUUAUUCGAGGCAAUGAAGCUUUAUCAAGAUGCUGAAAAGGCCAGAGAAGCGCAGGAAGAAGAGGAUAAGAAGGACCCAAUGAAAAUGCUCGAAAAACGAACGAUGUUGAGUCGCGCGGAGAUGGAAGCCAUGGUACUUUCGAUACCUGAACAGAUAAAGCUACAGGAGGAGGAGGACGAAGCUUUGAUUAGGAAGGUUUAUGGUAAAACUGCUGAUGGUAAGAUUAUGAAACGGAUAGAGGACGACGUGAAGGAAGGAAGAGGAGGACGAAGACUUGAAACAAGCCUGGUACAAAUAUCUACAUUGGCUGAACCUGCAGACAUCAAGCCUUUCGAUAUAAAGCCAAAUUUUGCGAAGGAUCCACCGAAACGUGCCAACGAUCAGAGGUCCUUGUUAUCAAAGAUGGUGAUCGUGAAGAAAAAGAAGCUGGAAAUAAAAGAGGAACCAGCUGAUGAGUGUCCUGAACCACCUCCUCCUGCUCCUCCUCCAACGCCCUCCACUGCGGAAGUAAAACCGACUAAUGGACUGCUUGGCCUCUGCGCCUACGGAAGUGGAUCUGAUUCGGACUGA